This is a messenger RNA of Carica papaya (papaya), 1136 nucleotides long. It is a transcript of the gene ATSDI1, whose product is annotated as Tetratricopeptide repeat (TPR)-like superfamily protein. Gene Ontology annotation, molecular function: protein binding. The record is from RefSeq and is a predicted model, not a curated record. Lineage: Eukaryota; Viridiplantae; Streptophyta; Magnoliopsida; Brassicales; Caricaceae.
AGGCCUCUUGUUUUCAGUUUUCUGUAAAUAGAGAGCUCCUCAGAUCGGAUCGGAGAAUGGAAGGAAGUUUAUUAAUAAAGAAGAUGAGCAGCACCACCUCGCCCAGUAAAAAACAGAGAGACCUUUUCCAUGUCGUUCAUAAGGUUCCUUACGGUGAUUCUCCAUAUGUCAGAGCCAAACAUGCCCAGCUAGUUGAGAAGGACCCGGAAGCUGCAAUAGUGUUGUUUUGGAAGGCAAUAAAUGCAGGAGAUAGAGUAGAGAGUGCGUUGAAGGACAUGGCAGUGGUGAUGAAACAAGUGGACAGAAGUGAGGAAGCCAUUGAAGCCAUCAAGUCCUUUAGAGGUCGCUGCCCAAAGAGCGCCCAAGAAUCACUCGAUAACGUUCUUAUUGACUUGUACAAGAAAUGCGGUAGAAUAGAGGAGCAAGUAGAGCUGCUAAAGAGGAAGUUACGAAUGAUAUACCAAGGUGAAGCCUUCAAUGGAAAACCCACCAAGACUGCUCGCUCUCAUGGCAAGAAGUUCCAGGUCUCUGUCCAGCAAGAAACCUCAAGAUUGCUGGGAAACCUGGGUUGGGCGUACAUGCAGCAAAAAAACUACAUGGCAGCAGAAGUGGUAUACAGAAAAGCUCAGAUGAUAGAGGCAGACGCCAACAAAGCUUGCAACUUGGGAUUUUGUCUGAUUAAACAAGGUCGGUACAGAGAGGCACGUUGUGUUAUUGAAGAAGUGGUGGAAGGCAGAGUUGCAGGAUCAGAUGAUUACAGAACAAAGCAACGAGCAGAAGAAUUGGUGAUGGAAGCAAUAAGAGAAGAGGAUAAUUCAGAGCUUGUGGCGCUUGAGGAUGAAUUUGUAAAAUGGGCUCCCUUUAGGUCCAGAAGACUUCCAAUUUUUGAGGAGAUCUCUUCCUUAAGAAAUCAGUUGGUCUGUUAAUUACUAUUUUCUUUUUGUCUGUGUGAUUAUGUAACAAUAUGUAGAUGUAUAGAGAUAAAGAUUAGGAAAUGGGAGAAGCUAGCAAAGUAAUUGGUUGAAUGGGAACCAACCUUCAUUGGUUCCAUUCUUCAAUUAGGAAAUGAGGAAGCAAGUAAUGCUUGUAUUUUGUGUGACUAAAAGUGUGUCAAGUAAUCAUCUUAAAUUAAAAAA